Messenger RNA from Rasamsonia emersonii CBS 393.64, 1164 nucleotides. RefSeq lists its product as uncharacterized. The record is from RefSeq and is a predicted model, not a curated record. Bases 1 to 1164 code for a protein of 387 amino acids. Lineage: Eukaryota; Fungi; Ascomycota; Eurotiomycetes; Eurotiales; Trichocomaceae. The transcript is spliced from 4 exons.
AUGUUCGAGGGUUUCUCCUUCUCGACCCCGUUGGCCGACAGGCCUGACUGCCUGGCUGACGACGGGGACGACAAGGUCAUGGUUGAUUGUGCCAGCUCCAUGAUCUCGCCUCUCUCCUCGCGAUGUCCGUCGCCGUCGUCGAUGCCUGUCCGCUCACGACCUCUCUCUCAGUCCCAUUCACCUUACCUUCGCCGUCCUCAGCCUCCGACGUCCAUGCCAAGCUCGCACGAACAGUAUCACCGCCGCAUCUCUGUGGGAACGUUGACGGAGAAGCUCCGUGCCCAUACUCUUGAAAGCGAUUCUAGCGAUGCUGUCCACCAGCAUCCUGACGACCACAUUCCACCGCCUCUUUCUCCCAUUUCUCCCACGCUCUCACCGACGCCGUCAGGGCCAGGGAGUGCCUAUUCCAGCUUCAGCCUGCUGACUCCCCCGGAGGACCAUGAAGACGAAGGCUACGACGAGCCGGUGUAUCACAAUCCUUUCAGAGAACACUCCAGAUCAUCCUUUCUCUACCCAACUUCCGUCCUCUCUGUUCGGCGGUCUGUCUCCACUCCCGAGGAUUUGUCGUUAGGGUACCGCGAUGAGCGGCAUCGGACUAUCCGUCUACAUCGGCAACGCUUGUCUCGUGUGCAAUGCAGUGCUCCUAGUGGAGUAGAUGCCAUUCGAUUAGCCCUGCUGGCGGAAGAAGCAGGGCGUCAGACCCUGGACUCGGGGACGGGCGGCGAUUGCCAUCCCAGCUCGCUGCCUCCCGAUCUGUCUCCUCCCAGGCGAAGGGCAUCCCUCGUCCACCGAACGCCCAGACAGAGACAAAGCGGUUCUGGUCUUGGCUCGGGUUCGCGGGAACGGUCUCCACUGGACUCGUCCACGCGACGAAAGAGCUUGUCGGCCGCUUCCUUUGCGUCCGUGAGCAAGUACAUAUUUGCCCUUUUUUUGCCAGUUUUGGGAAAUUCUGGUGGAGAUUAUCAAUACCCAGGUGUGUUGCUUGCAUGGAUGGAGUUAUGGGAUGGGCAGACCCCUGAUUAUGGCAUAGAUAAAAACCACCCCUUGAAAAAAAAAUCAGUAAUGACGCUCCGAGCAGGCUGGAUGCAUGAGAUAUACGCCCUUGCGCAGUAUGCAUAUAUUCCAAGAGUUUUGGUUAUUCAAUCUUGGGACUAUUUUAUUUAA